This is a messenger RNA of Frankliniella occidentalis (western flower thrips), 982 nucleotides long. RefSeq names its product 26S proteasome non-ATPase regulatory subunit 9. Bases 90 to 716 code for a protein of 208 amino acids. Gene Ontology annotation, cellular component: cytoplasm; nucleus. The transcript is spliced from 4 exons. Gene Ontology annotation, biological process: proteasome regulatory particle assembly. The record is from RefSeq and is a predicted model, not a curated record. Gene Ontology annotation, molecular function: protein binding. NCBI's taxonomy places the organism in Eukaryota, Metazoa, Arthropoda, Insecta, Thysanoptera, Thripidae.
GUCAACAAAGACAGCACUGUCGUCUGCUGUGCCAUGAGGGGUAGAUUAGCUAGAUCGUCACCGCAACGAACGUCAAAAGUAACGCAGUCAUGGAUGUGAACAUGGAGUCAGCAAAUGCAACUAAUGUAUCUCGCGAUGCUGUUUUGAAAAUAAUGGAUCAGAAAGACAAAAUUGAAAAAGAAAUUGCCGCUUUAAUGGAAGUUUUGGCAUCGAAUCGUGUUGGUCUUUACGACUCUUUGGUUGAUGAAGAGGGAUACCCACGUCAAGAUAUAGAUGUCUACCAAGUCAGACAUGCUCGUCAUCGAAUUAUUUGUCUUCAAAAUGACCACAAAGCCCUCAUGAAAGAAAUUGAAAAUGGACUAUAUGCUCUCCAUUCUGGUGGAGGUCUUAACCAAUCUGAUGAUCCAAUGGAUGAGAGUUCAAAGCCAAGUGGGGACCCCAUUGCAGUUGUUAAUAAAGUGACUCCUGGAUCACCAGCUUCAAUAGCAGGGUUGGAGGUUCACGACAAGAUAAUUGAAUUUGGUUCAGUAAAAGGCUCCAAUUUCCAGUCCCUUCUUAAUAUUAGUUUUGUAGCAGAGAGCUGCAUUAACCGUUCUGUACCAGUUGUAGUUUUAAGAGACAAACGCGUCGUUCGUCUUUCAAUUAUUCCCAAACCAUGGAUGGGUCCAGGAUUAUUAGGAUGCAAUAUUGUUCUCCCUGAAAAUGUUGAUAGGUAAGCAUUGGUGCACCAUGUCAAAGGGCAACAUGUAUUAAUGUUUUAAAAUUAAUAGGAUCAUAUUGCUCUCUUUUCUUUUUGAACUGGAAUGGAAACUAUUUCCUAGGGGUUAUGGAUACAAAUAUUCAAUUACAAUUAUAUUUUAAUUCAUACUUAACACAUCUACAUUCUAUAAAAAUAUACUUUGUUAUACCCAAUGUGUGUUUUUGGCACAUAAAUAGACUGUAAAAAAUUCAAAACAAAAAAAUAUAUAUAAGGUUAAGAAAA